Messenger RNA from Myotis davidii, 3907 nucleotides. It is a transcript of the gene PCGF3, whose product is annotated as polycomb group ring finger 3. The record is from RefSeq and is a predicted model, not a curated record. Gene Ontology annotation, biological process: regulation of transcription by RNA polymerase II. Gene Ontology annotation, cellular component: PRC1 complex. Bases 190 to 918 code for a protein of 242 amino acids. The transcript is spliced from 10 exons. Lineage: Eukaryota; Metazoa; Chordata; Mammalia; Chiroptera; Vespertilionidae.
CCAGCAUGUAGCGCAGGGUCCCGGCGCCCAUCCAGAAAAUGGGAAAGGAGCCGAGGGCGGAAGGAAGGCGCAGGGGUGAAGACGCGGAGUGCGGCGCGCGGCAGCCGGGGCGUCUCAGCGGCACAGCCGAGGCCUGAGCGCCCAUGCAGAGGGAGCGGCGGACCCAGGCGUCUAGAGGAGAAGCCAAAGAUGUUGACCAGAAAGAUUAAACUCUGGGACAUAAACGCCCACAUCACCUGCCGUCUGUGCAGCGGGUACCUCAUCGACGCGACCACCGUGACCGAGUGUCUGCACACGUUCUGCCGGAGCUGCCUGGUCAAGUACCUGGAGGAGAACAACACCUGUCCCACCUGCAGGAUCGUCAUCCACCAGAGCCACCCGCUGCAGUACAUCGGGCAUGACAGGACCAUGCAGGACAUCGUGUACAAGCUGGUGCCAGGCCUGCAGGAAGCGGAAAUGAGAAAACAGAGGGAAUUCUACCACAAACUGGGCAUGGAGGUGCCUGGAGACAUCAAGGGGGAGACUGGUUCUGCGAAGCAGCACUCGGACCCCCAUCGGAAUGGUGAAACCAAAGCAGACGAGAGCUCCCACACGGAGGCUGCGGAGGAGAAGCAGGAGGAGGACAGCGACUACCACCGGAGCGACGAACAGGUGAGCAUCUGCCUGGAGUGCAACAGCAGCAAGCUGCGCGGCCUGAAGCGCAAGUGGAUCCGCUGCUCCGCCCAGGCCACCGUGCUGCACCUGAAGAAGUUCAUCGCCAAGAAGCUCAACCUCUCGUCCUUCAACGAGCUGGACAUCCUAUGCAACGAGGAGAUCCUGGGCAAGGACCACACGCUCAAGUUCGUGGUCGUCACGCGGUGGAGGUUCAAGAAGGCGCCCCUCCUGCUGCACUACAGACCCAAGAUGGACCUGCUGUGACCUGCAGACGGCCCGGGCACGGAGCACGGGCGCGCACCCGAGGCCCGGGACCAGACUUGUGCACAGAGAGUAUUUAUACCUUUUGUAUGAGAGUUCACACUCGACAAGACACUACCAGCAGCUCGGUAACAGGUGGCCACACACUUCACAGGCUCACGCGGCCGCCAGCCCUCGCGACCCUCAGCUUCACGGACCCGCGGCCUCCCCGGCCUCCAAAAUCUCGGUCGUUUCAUGUAGUUUAUGAGUUAGGGUUUGUGACAAAAACACAUGUGCUCACGGGGUCCUCACUAAGCUGUUGAAAACGCGCUUUCGUGGUGGACGAUGACUUUAUGUUGCCUGUAGCUCCCGGAAGAUCGACAAGAAUUAACUUUAAGAGCAAAACAAAAGAGGCUGCCGCUCAGUGCGGUGCCCGCGGCGUGUGAUGUCCCUGUCGUGACCCGAGGGAGCCCCUGUGCGUCCACGCACAGCCGUCUCGGUAAAGUCACGUUGAUCACUAAACGCGGCGCCAUCGUCAGAGCACGCGCCCUCCUGCUGCGAGGGAGCUGGUGGCACAGGGAGUCCCAGGCCCAUCUUCCCGCUGCAGGGGUGCCCGCCUCCUCUCUGCCAGUCGCGGUGGUUCUCACCGAGCACCAGGGCGGCCAGGGGACAGCACCCCAAACCCAGCCCCAGGGACUCGCUUUCUCACCCAAACAUUCAUAUUUUUGUGGAAUUAGAGAAAAAACAUUCGACAGCACGCAAACGUGUUCCUUUAAGAUAGUCCCUUGGAAGGCAUGAAGGCGAGCUCGGGGAGAAAGGCCCGUUCCUGUGGUCACUCCUGCGUCCCCCGGCCCCUCCCACCCCUGAGGCCUGUGGUCCCGCCCUGCGCCCACCCUGCCUCUGUGCUGGGUUUCCCAUGAAGUCCUCACUUUAGGGACAGAACUUUCUCAAAUUGGCUCCAGACCUGUGGGCUCGUGGGCUGCUUCCUGUUGCACGUACACAAGGGUCAGAGGCAGCUAUGAUGAGCCAUCAGCGUAGAGAAAAACCUUCAAAUUAAUUCAGUCCAAGCAAUUUUAAUGUCAGGCCUUUAAAACCACCCAACGCGUUAGGGAUUGGUCAGAUCGCUCUGUUUCAGCCGUGACCCCGUCCUGUUCGUCCCCGCGGUCCUCCGUUGCUCUCCGAGGCCUGGCGAGUGGAUGUGUGUGAGCAACUAUGACCUGUCUACCUCAAAACGCACAUUGCCGCUGGCGCAUCUGUCGGACCCAGGACCCCAGUGCGGUCUCUGGGCCUAGGGGGUGGGGGUUCCCGUGGGGUGAAGAGGGGUGAACAGCGUGAGUGUCACCUUCAAAAACAUGGUUCCCGCUCAGACCGGGCCGGGGGUGUCUGCAGCCGCCCGGUGCACAUCGUGACCUGUAGCUCUCUGUGCGACCACUUGAAUUUGCUAUGGUGCUAAGCUGAUAUCUUGAGAUACGCCGAGAGGGGCCGAGAGGGGCCCGGGCCGGCGGGUCCACACCGCUGGCUCGGCCGCUCUUCUGGCCGCGGGACCUGGGGAGCCCCAGCAGCAGCAGAGCCUAUUUUUCUACGACUUCCUCGUGAGACUGUUCACGCAGACGGCGGGACCUGCCUGGUUGGACCGCAGCCCGUGGACUCGGCUGGGGAGGCUGAUGCACUUUCUCCUGCGUGAGAGUCGGGUCGGAGGGGCAGGCCGCGGGGUUUCCCAGGCGGAGUUCCCGGGCGUCUCCCUCCCGUGUGCGCGGCUGGGACGGGCGCUCCGCGCCUGCGCCCUCGGCAGCCGUGGGACUCACCGUGCGGUUUUCACGAAAACAGAAAAUUCAGAUAGAAUAUAUAAUGUGGAAUUUAAGAUUUGGGGGGUUGGAAAAGAAAACUUAACUUUAUAAAAUUAUUUAUUCUAUUUUAAGCGUUCUAUCCUAUUUUCCCAUCAGCCAUCCGGUUCGUGCCGCUUUGUUUACAGGCAUAUAAGGUGAAAGGGAUGUUCUGCAAGCUUCUUCCUUUCUUUCGGGGCGUCGCCCUGUGUUUCCGUUUGUCGGGUGAGGAGCGUUGUUAUGCGUUUAUGCUUUUGUGCAAUAGGCUCCACGCGUGCUGCCCGACGGGACGGGACGGGGCGUACGUGGAUUCCCAACCUGCACACGGAGCUACUUGGGUUUCCUUUUUCGUUGUUGUGAUGAGAAUGCUGUUCUCGGGAUGACGCACAGCGUGUCAGCAACAUCGCCAACAGAUGCCCGGCAGGCAGGCAGCCGCGUGCGUGGCCUCGCACCCGGACCCCGCGUGCUCAGGCCCUGGCACACCGCCCCCACCCCUGGCGGCCCAGAUGUGGGGUGCGGUCCCAGGCCCCGAGCCCUCGGGCGUCCGUCUGGUGCCUCCGCACAGGCUGUGCCGCUGAUUCAAAGUGUCAUCGGGUUGAAUGUUCUAGGAGCAAGCCAGCGGUUUCUGUGAUGUGUCACUGUUGGACGCGCCCUCAAAACGGGACAUCACGCCAGUGCAGACAGUCCGUUUCUCAUUCCUCAGGAGCCCAUGUGCACCCCCACGUCACCUGUGCCCUUAGCCCAUAAGGUGUGUGUCUGCCUCGGUUCGCAGCGCACGGGGGGCACUGGGAUGCGCAGAUGAGAAAGGGUUCAGGCUGCACUUCCCGCGAGGCGCCUGCCGGGCAGGGAGGGCCACGCCCCCACAUCAGGUGUCCCCACGGCGUGUUGGGUGUAAGAGAACCACGUGUUCCCAGUCGGUGCGGGUUCGGGCGGAGCCUGCCAUCUGCAGCGACACGGCUGCCAUGGGUUAUGGGAUGGCAAUGCGGAUGCAUAUUUUUGUUUAAUUUGAAAGUUUACAUUUUUAUGCUUUGUGUUGGUGUGUAACUUUUGUACUAUUGGUGGCUAGUUUUGUCUAAAAUCUUUUUUGGAAUAUUGCUUCAAUGUUUUGAUUUUAUGACGGUGAAGCUUGUAUUCAGUGUUUUGCCAAUUAAUAUUAUAUGCUUGUAAUAAAAGCAAAGGAAACAAUGGUC